CGUUUAAUCACUACCAAGAAAUAUGACGCGUGAAUGUUAUUGGACAGUUCCAAUGACUCAUAAUAUAUAUUUUCGAUAAUUUUAAAAUUUGGCGCGCUUGCUUUCUAUUAUCGCUAAAGGUAAUAAAUGGUGUCAUCAUAUGACUGAUAAGAUGAACAGUGAAAAUGAAAUUUACGUUGUUUGGGACCCUUUUAAUCAUAUUUUAUCCACUCGAAUCUCUUCUAACAUCAGAUCAGAAGCCGUUCGUGACAAUUUUCUACGACACAAAUGACGCAUCAUCAAAGUUCUUCAAUGAAAUCGUUUGUUUAAUGGAUGAUAACUAUUUUGAUAAAAUGCAUCUCGAGCUGGUUCCAUUUGGAAACGCCCGACAGCAGUACAACCGAGUUAAGAAACAGUAUGAGUUUGAGUGUGAUGAUGGAGAUUGUGCUGCAAUUCGCGAACAUGCCUGUGUUCUACAACGUAAUGCCGGGAGAGACGUUACUUUUGCCACUUUUAGGCAAAUAUGCGACUUAUUUAAAGAUUCUAAACCAACAAAUUUGAGUAAAUGUGAAGAUAAUUAUUUGGCUAAUUGCGGAACGCGAACAGAAAGUAUCAAACCACCUAUUACUGACUUUCCAGCCAUUGCCAUUGACAAUUUGUACGACGAAGAGAGGAGUCAGAAGGUAAAAGGUAAUUUUUGGGGGAAUUUAAUAGCGGAUCACAAAAUCGCGAAAAUUUCCCAAUCACAGGAAGUGGUAAGCAACGCAUGUUCAAAAUUAACAAAUUCGUCAUAUUUCUCACGUUUUUACCACAUUUUGUUACUCUCAAAAGUAUUUAUAAUAAAAACUAUUUUAAACCCAGCGCCAUAUUUAAGUUAAGAAUCACCCAGUGUGGGCAGUCAAAGUGUGAGUCAUGAGAGAAUAAGCUUUCCCAUUAUUUGAUUGGUGUGGUUGGUGAAGUUGUUGACAUUCUUGGUCUUCUGGAAAGAUCGUUAUAACUAGUGAAAGUAUUAGUAUAAAAUGAUAAGGUUAUCAAUCUGGGUGAUUGUAGGGUUGUGUGUGUUGCUAGAAAUAUCUGCUGAUACAAGGGUGAAUGUCACCGUGUAUUACGAAUCACUGUGCCCAGAUUCGCGGAGGUUUAUCAACACCCAAUUGUAUCCAGCCCUCACCGGAUACAAUGGCACAUUAGCUGAUGAAGUAAACUUGUGGCUGAUACCAUACGGCAAGUCAAGUAAUAUCUACGACAAGCAGAUCCGUGGUUAUAACUUUUCUUGUCAUCAUGGCGAAGACGAAUGCCAUGGGAAUAAAAUACACGCGUGUGGGCUGAAAAUCGUCGCUGAUGGCAAAGAAGAACCGGCAAAUCGGCGAGCGCUUGACUUUAUUAACUGUCUAAUGGCAGACGUGGAUCGCUCGCAAACGCCAAACGUUUUCCCGAUCACAAAAUGCGUGCUUAAAACGGAGGGUGUGAAUGCCGCCAUGGUGGAAAAUUGUGCUAAACAUGUCGAGGGACAAAAAUACUUGGCGAGCUACGGUUUCAAAACCGACGAGCUUAAACCGCCACUGACGUCAGUACCGACCAUCACCUUCAACGGCAAGGACGAAAGUCAAGAAGCACAGACAAAUUUCGUCGGUACAUUGUGUAAAUACCUACCUAAUAAAGGUAGUGAAGUUGCGAAAAUUUGUGAUGCGACAGGUACCGCUGCCCGUUCUGUCUCAGCCUCUCUAUGGUUACCAUUAAUACUCUCGCUCUUCUUUGCGGCCCGCGUGUAAUUUGUCACUCUAGAUGCCUUGUAACCACUCAGCAAACCAAUACUCUAAGAAUUAAUGAUUAUUUGCACCAAUGUAGUUGAUUCAAUCACAGACUUUAUAUUAUUAUUUUUGAUACCCAUUUAUAAAUAUAAUAUUAUAUGUAUAUUUGCCAACAGAACAAAAUGCGAUGAGUGAUUAAA
Messenger RNA from Dalotia coriaria, 1927 nucleotides. RefSeq names its product GILT-like protein 1. The transcript has 4 exons. The record is from RefSeq and is a predicted model, not a curated record. Gene Ontology annotation, molecular function: oxidoreductase activity, acting on a sulfur group of donors, disulfide as acceptor. The coding region runs from base 999 to 1748 and encodes 249 amino acids. Lineage: Eukaryota; Metazoa; Arthropoda; Insecta; Coleoptera; Staphylinidae.